CGUCGGGAUCCCUCGGUGGGGCCACCCCCGGGUCCCGCUCUGUCUGCGUGGUGUCCCCUGGGCAGGGCCGGAGCUGCUCCUCCUGUUGUGCAAACAGGAAUGGGGCGAUAAGAGCACCUCGGGCACAGCCCUGCGCUGCCAACGAGGGCGUGCGCGCCCCGGGCCGGCACGGUGUGGCAUGGCGCGUCCCCAGGGCCGGGGCACAACGUCACCGCAGUGCUGCUUUCGUCGUCCCCAGCACUGCUGAGCCAAAUGCUGCAGCGGCUUCGGAGCCUCGUGCCCUCCUGAGAGCUGCAUUUGGGGCUGGGAGGGGCAUCGUGCCCUCAGUGCACGGCAAAAGCACCUGGAGAAUGAACUGGGGAGGUGCUGCGGCCCCCCGGGGCUCUGCCCCAUCCCUGCUGCUCGGCUCUCUCCUUAGGGACAAUCUGUGGCCAGGAAUCAACAUCACAGCCCCAGCCCAGCUCAUCCAUAGGCGUCACCACGCAGACACAUGAGGUGCCUUCACUCAGCUCAGGGACAGCUGAACCACAGACGGUGGCACCGGACACAGCUCCCAGCAAAGAGAGCUCAACACCUCCAUCUCCACUGCACACCACUGCAACACCGUCUUCAACCGCGACCCCAAGCACUGCAGCAGCUGAACCUCCCUCCAGCCCUGCAGGAACACCAUCUCUGCCCAUGACAUCGGGCUCAGCUCCACUGACCACAUCGGCCCCAUCCAACCUGACCACGGUGUCCAACCACACGUGGUCCCCAGGCACAGCAUCGGCCCCAUCCUCUCCUGGGCAGCCCACCCCCCCUCCCAGCUCUGCUGUGCCCACCGCCAGCCCCGCUCCUGGCACUGCCUCGGCUCUCAGCUCCAGCACUGCACAGCUGCUUGGGACUGGCAGCCUGGCACAGCCCUCCUCCAAAUCCAACCCCGGAGUGGUGGUGGUCGUCUGCCUCUUCGUGGCUGUGCUGGUUGGGGCCGUGGCCAUACUGCUGGUGCGGCUGUGCCGCUGCGGGAAGCCCCACUUCCAACGGCUGGACGAGGUGCCCAUGGGCAAAGUGUCAGAGGAAUCCCCCUUUGCCCGUCACCCCCCCAGGUGACCCCGCUGUGCCGAAUAAAGACGCUGCAGCCCUG
Messenger RNA from Meleagris gallopavo (turkey), 1123 nucleotides. NCBI's taxonomy places the organism in Eukaryota, Metazoa, Chordata, Aves, Galliformes, Phasianidae. The record is from RefSeq and is a predicted model, not a curated record.